This is a messenger RNA of Apis mellifera (honey bee), 1767 nucleotides long. RefSeq names its product alpha glucosidase 2 (gene AGLU2). Lineage: Eukaryota; Metazoa; Arthropoda; Insecta; Hymenoptera; Apidae. The coding region runs from base 1 to 1767 and encodes 588 amino acids. The record is from RefSeq and is marked provisional. Gene Ontology annotation, biological process: carbohydrate metabolic process. The transcript is spliced from 8 exons.
AUGAAGAGCCUCGUCGUGGUCGUACUUCUGCUCGCGGUCGGCCUUGGCGCCGGCCAAAACAACAAGGGUUGGUGGAAGAACGCGAUCUUCUAUCAGGUAUAUCCCCGCAGUUUCAUGGAUUCCAAUAGUGAUGGCAUCGGGGAUUUAAAAGGUAUUAAGGAUAAGCUUUCACACUUCAUCGAAUCUGGAAUAACAGCGAUAUGGUUAUCACCAAUUAAUCGAAGUCCUAUGGUAGAUUUUGGAUACGAUAUAUCUGACUUUAAAGAUGUAGAUCCAAUAUUUGGUACUAUAAAAGAUCUUGAAGAUCUCACUGCAGAAGCGAAGAAACAGAAUUUAAAGGUUAUUCUAGAUCUUGUCCCUAAUCAUACUUCUGAUCAACAUAAAUGGUUCCAAAUGAGUAUAAAUAAUACUAAUAAUAAUAAUACUAAUAAAUAUAAAGAUUAUUACAUAUGGGUUGAUCCUGUCAAAGACGAUAAAGGAAAUCCAAUUAAAGACAAAUAUCCUAAUAAUUGGCUUAGUGUAUUCAAUGGUACAGGAUGGACUUUCCACGAGGGUAGGAAACAAUUUUAUUUCCAUCAAUUUUAUAAGCAACAACCAGACUUGAACUACAGAAACUCGGAUGUGAGAGAAGAGAUGAAGAAUAUAAUGAAAUUUUGGUUGGAUAAAGGAAUCGAUGGAUUCCGCAUAGAUGCUGUACCACAUUUAUUCGAAAGCGCUAACAUAUCGUUAGAUGAACCACCUUUGGGUAAAAAUCUCAACUUAAGUCUCCACGCUUCUUUAAAUCACACUUUAACGAAAGAUCAACCCGAGACUUACGAAUUGGUAAAAGAAUGGCGAGAUUUUGUGGACAACUAUGCAGAAGAAAAUAAGCGGGAUGAAAUAGUACUUUUGACAGAGGCGUAUUCUUCUUUAGAGAACACUCUCAAAUAUUACGAAGUUGGUUCAAAUGUUCCCUUCAAUUUUAAAUUUAUAACAGAUGCAAAUUCAUCUUCCACGCCAGAACAAUUUAAAGUAAUUAUAGACAAUUGGAUAAAAGGAACGCCCCAAAAUAAUGUUCCAAAUUGGGUGAUGGGAAACCAUGAUCGAGUUCGUGUCGGUACACGUUAUCCUGGUAGGGCGGAUCACAUGAUAAUGUUGGAGAUGAUUUUGCCUGGAGUCGCGGUCACGUAUUAUGGAGAAGAAAUCGGUAUGGUGGAUAACACUACGAUAUAUAAAUAUGAUGUACGUGAUGGUUGUCGUACACCAUUCCAAUGGGAUAACUCCAUUAAUGCAGGCUUUAGUAAAAUCGCUGAAAAUUUGCUUGAAAAGAAUUGGCUACCUGUUCAUACAUCGUACAAAAGUGGACUAAAUUUGGAGCAAGAGAAAAAAGAUAGUAUUUCUCAUUAUCAUCUUUAUACCAACUUGACCGCUUUAAGAAAGAGAGAUGUGUUGAAAAAAGGAAACUUUACUAUAGAAAUUUUAAACAAAACUGUUCUGGCUGUCGUGCGACAAAGCGAAGAAGAAGCGGUAUCUCUUUUGAUCAACUUCUCUAAAAAUAAUACUAUCGUGGAUAUAUCAAAGUUGGUGAACAAAAGAAAUAAUGCUAAAAUUUACACAAGCAGCGUAAACUCCAAUUUGACAGUAAAUCAAACUGUAAAUCCAGUGGCUAUCAAUAUUCCUGGAGAUACAUCUAUAAUUGUAGAUUCAUCCACUUCAGGCGCUACUAUAGUCAAUUAUUCAAUCAUGAUUUUCUUAUCCGCAGUGUUCAUAUCUUUUUUCCAACGGUAA